GGUGCUGUACCCAAAGGUAAUGCCACAAAGGAGUUCAUCGAGAGUUUACAGCUAAAGCCAGGACAGGUGGUUUACAAGUGCCCAAAGUGUUGUAGCAUCAAACCUGACAGAGCACAUCACUGCAGUGUUUGCAAGAGGUGUAUUCGGAAAAUGGACCAUCACUGCCCCUGGGUCAAUAACUGUGUAGGAGAGAAUAACCAGAAGUACUUUGUACUGUUUACAAUGUAUAUAGCACUGAUUUCUCUGCAUGCUCUCAUUAUGGUGGGAUUUCACUUCUUGUAUUGCUUUGAAGAAGACUGGACAAAAUGCAGUUCCUUCUCUCCACCAACUACAGUGAUUCUCCUCAUCCUCUUGUGUUUUGAGGCUCUCCUGUUUCUCAUCUUCACCUCGGUUAUGUUUGGGACCCAAGUACACUCCAUCUGCACUGAUGAAACGGGUAUUGAGCGCCUUAAAAAUCAGAAGCCAACCUGGGAGAAGAUGAGCGGCUGGGAAGGGAUGAAGCUGGCAUUUGGUGGCUCCUUCUCCUUGGGUUGGUUCAAUCCCUUUUCGGACCUGAGCUGCGAGAGCCCAGCGCCGGCCGAAGCGGUGUCAGCGGCUCCUGCGUCUGCAAUAAUGACCCAAGAAGAAAUUGAGCAGUUUCUUGCUCAAGAAGUUGCCGUCCAAGCCUCACAUGAAUAA
Molecule: messenger RNA, 678 nt
Organism: Mesitornis unicolor (brown roatelo)
Lineage: Eukaryota; Metazoa; Chordata; Aves; Mesitornithiformes; Mesitornithidae
Gene: ZDHHC3
Product: zinc finger, DHHC-type containing 3
Exons: 5
Biological process (GO): protein targeting to membrane; peptidyl-L-cysteine S-palmitoylation
Cellular component (GO): endoplasmic reticulum; Golgi apparatus
Molecular function (GO): protein-cysteine S-palmitoyltransferase activity
Source: RefSeq, a predicted model, not a curated record